AUGGCUGAUGCAGUGAUGUUGCAGACGGUGUUGUUUUUCAUCCUCCUUUCUUCUCGCUCCGUGCUCGGACAGGUCAGCUAUUCAAUUUCGGAGGAAAUGCCAGAAGGUUCAGUAGUUGGAAAUAUUGCUCAGGAUUUGGGAUUGGAUAUACAAAGACUGAAAUCUGGGAAAGCUCGCAUUUAUACGGUGGACAGCAAGGAAUAUAUUAAUCUAAAUAAAGAAAGAGGCGUGCUCGCCAUUACAGAAAGGAUAGAUCGGGAGUCUAUUUGCGCAAAAAAGACUCCAUGUGCUUUACAUCUUCAGAUGAUUCUCGAAAGCCCAAUGGAACUGUUCACAAUUAAUGUCGAAAUUACAGACAUAAAUGAUAAUGCGCCGGCUUUCCAGAAAAAAGAAAUGAGGUUUGACAUUAGCGAAUCGGCUGUAACUCGUGCAAAAUUCAUGCUUGGGAGAGCUGUGGAUGCAGACGUCGGUAUUAAUGGCUUAAAAACUUAUUCUCUUAAACCGACUGAUUAUUUCGUUUUAGAGCUUUACAGUCAAGCAGAUGGAGGUAAGAACGUAGAGAUGGUGUUACAGAAAACACUUGAUCGUGAAAAAGAAGGCAGAAUUAAUUUACUCUUAACAGCAUAUGAUGGAGGCGAUCCUUGUUUAUCAGGUACUGUACAGAUACAUAUAAGAGUGUUAGAUGUAAACGAUAAUGCUCCAGUAUUUACACAGAAAGUAUAUAAAACAACUGUGCUGGAAAACUCGGCAAAAGGAAUAAAACUGGCGACGGUAAAAGCAUCAGAUGCGGACGAAGGCUCUAAUAGUAUAGUAACAUACCACAUUUCCGACACAGUAGACAGUUAUGUGGCCGAAAUGUUUAUUUUGGAUCGAAAAUCUGGAGAUCUAUUAUUAAAUGGUCAGAUUGACUAUGAAAAAGCAAGCCAUUAUGAACUCGAUAUUCAGGCCAGCGACGAAGGUGGACUAUCUGACUCGUGUAAAGUAAUGAUCGACGUGCUGGAUAUUAACGAUAACAUACCAGCUAUCGCUAUUCUCUCCAUGGCAAAUUCUAUUUCAGAACAGUCUCCAUCUGGAAUAGUCGUUGCAAUGAUGAAUGUAAAUGAUCCUGACAACGGGGUCAACGGUAAAAUCCAGUGCAUACUUAGUGAAAAUAUGCAUUUUGCUAUCACAUCGCCGUCUAACAACGUGUUUAGCCUGCACACUGAACAGGAAUUGGAUAGGGAGAGAGAAUCUGAGUACAACAUUAUUGUAACUUGUUUUGAUGAGGGAGUUCCCUCACUCUCCAGCAGCGUUUCUCUAUUUUUACACAUCUCAGAUGAAAAUGAUAACGCCCCUGUGUUUGAAAGAAAUAAUUACGAGGCCUAUGUGGUAGAGAACAACACACCAGGUCUCUCUAUAUUCACAGUAAAGGCAAAUGACGCCGAUUCCAAACAAAAUUCCCGCGUUUCUUAUAUAUUAGAAGAUGGCUUUGUAAAUGGAAUCCCGGUGGCAUCAUAUGUGUCAGUCAGUGCUGAUAGUGGAGUCAUUAAUGCUGUGCGAUCUUUUGACUACGAGCAGUUAAAAUACUUCAAUUUCCGCGUAAAAGCGCAGGACGGAGGCUCCCCUGCACUCAGUAGUAAUGUAACAGUAAAAGUUAUAAUCCAAGACAAGAAUGACAACGCUCCUCAGGUUCUCUACCCAGUACAGACUAGUGGCUCACCAGUGGCUGAGAUUGUUCCUCGUUCAGCAGAAGUUGGCUAUCUUGUUACUAAAGUUGUUGCUGUCGAUGUGGACUCUGGACAGAAUGCCUGGCUCUCCUACAAACUCCAGAAAGCAUCAGACAGGGCGCUGUUUGAAAUAGGACCACAGAAUGGAGAGAUGCGAACUGUGCGCCAGGUCACUGAUAAAGAUGCUGUGAAACAGAAGCUUACUGUAGUUGUGGAAGAUAACGGACAGCCAUCUCGCUCAGCUAUAGUUACCGUUAAUGUAGCUGUAGCGGACAGUUUUCCUGAAGUCCUUUCAGAAUUUACAGACUUUACGCACGGCAAAGAAUACAAUGAUGACCUGACGUUUUAUUUAGUUUUAGCACUGGCUGCUGUUUCUUUUCUAUUUAUUUUAACGGUAGUAGUUAUAAUAUCAUUAAGGAUCUACAGAUGGAGGCAAUCGCGCAUCUUCUAUCAGUCCAAUCUCCCCGUCAUUCCGUACUAUCCAUCUGGUUACGCAGAUACAGGAGUUACUAAAACUCUUCCUCACAUGUACAAUUAUGAUGUUUGCAUGACGUCUGACAGGAUAAGCGGUGGCUGUAAAUAUUCUACUCUUGGUGGACAAAGUGUUUUAGUGGUGGACCCAGGUUUUACGGAAACUAUCGAACGUGCCAAAAAAGAAACAAAUCUGUUGGAGGAUUGUGAUUCUCCGGAUAUGGGUCCCGAUAAGGGCAACUUGGCGGUGGUGGGGUCUUAA
Molecule: messenger RNA, 2439 nt
Organism: Trichomycterus rosablanca
Lineage: Eukaryota; Metazoa; Chordata; Actinopteri; Siluriformes; Trichomycteridae
Product: protocadherin gamma-A11-like
Exons: 2
Coding region: 1-2439 (812 amino acids)
Biological process (GO): homophilic cell-cell adhesion
Cellular component (GO): plasma membrane
Molecular function (GO): calcium ion binding
Source: RefSeq, a predicted model, not a curated record